Diceros bicornis minor is the source of this 4356-nucleotide messenger RNA. It is a transcript of the gene CMKLR1, whose product is annotated as chemerin chemokine-like receptor 1. Gene Ontology annotation, cellular component: plasma membrane. The transcript has 3 exons. The record is from RefSeq and is a predicted model, not a curated record. Gene Ontology annotation, molecular function: complement receptor activity; G protein-coupled receptor activity. Bases 152 to 1267 code for a protein of 371 amino acids. Lineage: Eukaryota; Metazoa; Chordata; Mammalia; Perissodactyla; Rhinocerotidae. Gene Ontology annotation, biological process: phospholipase C-activating G protein-coupled receptor signaling pathway; inflammatory response; positive regulation of macrophage chemotaxis.
GCAGAGGUGGUUGCUCUGUGUCAGGUGUCCCGGAUGAAGAGCCUGGGGUCCCUGUCGCCCUCUGCUGAGCUGGUGUUUCCAGCUGUGCACAGGGACUGAUUGGCCAAGGACCCACAUUGGAGAGCUUCGGAUGCCAUAACAGUCCACGAGAAUGGAGGACGAGGAUUACAACAUGUCCCUCUCCUACAGUUAUGAAUACUCCGAUGAUUUGGAACCCAUUGUGGUUUUGGAGGAGUCUUCUCCGCUGGAAGGCAGGGUGGCCAGGAUCUUCCUGGUGGUGGUCUACAGCAUCGUCUGUUUCCUCGGGAUCCUGGGCAAUGGCGUGGUGAUCGUCAUCGCCACCUUCAAGAUGAAGAAGACCGUGAACACUGUCUGGUUCCUCAAUCUGGCCGUGGCGGAUUUCCUGUUCAACGUCUUCCUCCCGAUGCACAUCGCCUAUGCCGCCAUGGACUACCACUGGGUUUUUGGGACGGCCAUGUGCAAGAUCAGCAACUUCUUGCUCAUCCACAACAUGUACACCAGCGUCUUCCUGCUGACAGUCAUAAGCUUCGACCGCUGCAUCUCUGUGCUCCUCCCCGUCUGGUCCCAGAACCACCGCAGCGUCCGGCUGGCCUACCUGGCCUGCUUGGUUAUCUGGGUCCUGGCUUUCUUCUUGAGUUCCCCAUCCCUCGUCUUCCGAGACACAGCCCAUGUGCACGGGAAAAUAUCCUGCUUCAACAACUUCAGCCUGUCAAUGGCCGGCUCCUCCCCGUGGCCCGCUCAACACCAACUGAACCCUGUGGGGUUCGGCCGGCACAUGGUGGUGACCGUCACCCGCUUCCUCUGUGGCUUCCUGGUCCCUGUCCUCAUCAUCACAGCCUGCUACUUCACCAUCGUCUGCAAGGUGCAGCGCAACCGUCUGGCCAAGACCAAGAAGCCCUUCAAGAUCAUCGUGACCAUCAUCAUCACCUUCUUCCUCUGCUGGUGCCCCUACCACACACUCAACCUCUUGGAGCUCCACCACACUGCCAUGCCUGGCCCCGUCUUCAGCCUGGGUUUGCCCCUGGCCACUGCCAUCGCCAUCGCCAACAGCUGCAUGAACCCUAUUCUGUACGUCUUCAUGGGUCAGGACUUCAAGAAGUUCAAGGUGGCUGUCUUCUCUCGCCUGGUCAACGCUCUGAGUGAGGAGACGGGCCACUCCCCCUUUCCCAGUCACAGGAGCUUUACCAAGAUGUCCUUGAUGAACGAGAGGUCCUCAGUAAACGAGAGGGAGACCAGCAUGCUUUGAGGCCCACCUGGGAAACGUCCAGUGGACACUCCCAUCCUUGGAGGCCCAAAGCUAUGCCUUCUCAAGACCACGCAGGAACCUUUUCAGCACCCACCAAUGCCCACUGCGUUUUGCACGGGGGUGAACAGUGCUUUGAGCUGGGACUCCAGGGCUAGGAGCCCCUUUCUUCCAGUGGCACGGUGGACAGAGCAUGCCAUGUGGCUCAGCCGUGGGCCAGCAUCCCAUGCUUCUUGGGAGACCAGCCUUGACUGAUGCAAAACCAAAAAGGGAGAAUUCUCAAAAGCACUGCCGUGAACUGGGAUUGGCAAACGAUAGCGAGAUUAAGCUACAUACUGUGUGCUCUCCAGGAACGACACAAACGCUCUCCAAGGUCCAUUCCUGGUGUGAGCAGAGGAGGUCAGAGCAAACCCAGUGUGAUGGAGAUCACACCUCGCCCCAUGUACCUAUCUUAGUAGCCGGCCAGAGGUACCACCCUGCAAACCAUUCCUCUGGGUUAGGGCGUGUGGAAUGCACAGGUUACCUGGGAGAGGAAGGUGACAUGUGAGCCCAGGAGCUCCCAGAACCAUGGAUUUGGCUUUCAGAUCAGCUCGGAAGACAGAGAACAGGUCCUAAGGGGCCGUGUGGGCUCUUUGUGAGGACAAGACAAGCCGGGCUGCAUUGAGGACUUGGGGUCUAGGAGAAGGAAUGGAGAAAGAAGAGGAAAGACCCUUCGAAGGGUGCGGCCUGCAGCAACUCACCCCGGAGCCUCCCUGGGUGAUGGUGCUUUGGCCGUAGCUACUUUGGGGUGGGGUGGUGCCAGCCCCUUGCCCCGGGCCCUGCUCUCACUCUGCAUUUGGUAUUUGGGGGCUGGGUCCGGCAGGCAGCUUCACCAGCAGGCCCCACUCCAUCACAGGGAUGCCUCCCUCCUUCUCCAAUCCACUGGCUCUGGCGGGAGGUGCUCAGAAUAAAACACUCCAGGGCGGGGGUUGGGGGGGGCGCAUCUCCUCCUCCUCAACUUCCUCAACGCCUUGCUGAAGACUCGUCCAAAAUCAGCUUCGGGAAGCAACCCGGGAGAGCCUCACGGGCCAAAGAGUGUGUCCGAGGGCUCAGUCACCGAACUCGAAGCCGAAUCUGGAGGCUGACUCCUUGAACUGUGCUUCUGAGAGGUGGGCUGUGGGCGCCGCAGGCACAGAGCUCCCCCUGUGUGCGGCCAUCCUGUCUUUUCUCAUCUAGGACCCACACCUUCCUGUGCUACAGAGCGUCACGGUCCCCUUUAAAAACGACAAAGCUGAGCUCAGAGGAGGGAAGUAACGCCCCCAACGUCACACAGCUAGCCAGAGGCAGACUUAAGAUCUGAACUCACCUCUGUCUGGCCCCAGAAACUCCGUUCUUUUAUGGAUACCGUAUCUAUUGAGAAUAUUCUGGACUAUAAUGAUAGCCUACAUUAUUUAGCACUUCCUAUGUUAAGCACUUUACAUGUGCUAUCUCAUUUAUUCCUCAGCAACCCUGAAUUAGGUACAACUAUUACUUUCUUUUUGCGUAUGUGGUAUCAGGGGCUCAGAGAGGUUAAGUAACUUGCCUGAGGGUGCCCAGCUGGUCUCUGCGAGAGCCUGGAUUUGAAACUAGGUCUGUCUGGCUCAAAUAAAGCUGCAGAGGCUUGGGGUUUUGAGAGAGGCUUGGAGUUUUGACCAUAAAUAUAGAUUCCUCAGCAGAGUAAUGUAAACAUCUUAAUGGCCUUUAAGUCACCUUUGUAAAUAGUUUUCAAAAAUGACCCAACAUAGCUAAGAAAGUGCACUUGGCCUCAGGCUCCCUCGACGUCCAUCCACACACACCCACCGUGGCUCCAUCUCCUGCCUCCUCAGAGAUCUCUAGGGAGGGCGGUGGGGAGAGAGGCCUGGUGGGAGGCAGCCUCUUGUGGGCCCGAGGCCCUUUGGCCUCCAAGCGUCCACAUUCUGUUCUCUUGUAGUCCCUUCGUUGUGAAGCCAGUUCUCCAAGAAGAUGCAAUGAACAGAUGUCAUGUCUACACAGCGCUGGGCAGGUCCUGAGGCCAUGGGCUGUUGGGACUCACACCUCAUUAAGAGACAAACUGUUCCUUCUCUCAUUGGGUCAUCGUGCUGAUUGGCGAGGGAGCUCUCAAUUCACCCCAAGUUGGGGCCGCCAGUUGCUUCAAGAAAUCUGAACUCGGACAGUUUGCAAACAAACAGGGUAGCUCUGAAUAUUGCCCAGUGCCCCCAUGAUCCCCUCCCCAGCUUCACAGCAGAAGCAACCAAGGCACAGGGUGGCCCCAGUCCCAGACAGUCAUCAGCCCCUUGGGCCUCUGCCCCUGGACGGUGCUGUUUCCUCAGACUCGUUUCCUCGCUCCUUCUGGGCUGCGUGCAGGCCAGGCCAGGCCGCGGGAGCCAGGCAGUCAUUUUGUCAUUGGAAAAGCUGAUGAACAGGAGCGAGAUUCAAACCAGCUGCUUCCCUCCGUGGGGUCAGGCUCCCUCUCCUUGGCUGCCCCACCAGCCUUCCUGUUCUGACGGUAGGGUCCCAUCAAAUGCUAAAUGCAACCACGACGCCCUUCCGUCUGGUCCACACAGCCUCUUCUGAGGAUCUCCACAGGUCACACGUACAAAGUCCCUGCGUUCACCAAGUGUGUUCACCUGCAUUGCUCCACAGGUAGCCUACACGCUGUGUGCCCCAGAGCCCUCCCUCUGGGACCAGGACCCUGCCGAUGGGGUCUCAGCGCUGCCUCUCGGGUGGGGUGGGUGGGCCGAGGGGCAUGGGGAAGCGGGCAGAGGGACAGGAAGAGAAGAUGGUGUUUGAGGAUGGGGCAGGGCCUGGUGGGAGACUGGGUGGGGGGAGGGAAACAAAGGAAAUGUAGAAUGACAAUGAAGGAAAGGGAUCCUGCAUUUAUACACACCUACUGUGUGUCAGGCAAAGAUCUCAUCAAGCCCUCAGAACGAUCCUGUGAGAAGACCAUGAGUCCCACGUGGGUGAUGCAGAAAGGGAGGUUUGGAUGGCAGACCUCACUUGUCCCGGGUCACACAGCUAGGAAAUGGUGGGGUUGGGCUUUGAACCAGGUCUGCUGCCUGAGCUCCUAGCUUCUUCAGCCCUUGGGAGAAGGGAGA